AAUAGGGCAUCUGCAGUGCGAGCUGCUAUCCUCCUCCUCCCUACCUUCCCACCUCAAGUACAGGCCAGCUCACCAAGACAUUAAUACUCUCAGUUCAUUCGCAUUAUGGCCGACCAACUCUCUGAAGAGCAGAUCUCUGAGUUCAAGGAGGCAUUCUCACUAUUCGACAAGGAUGGUGACGGCACAAUCACCACCACGGAGCUUGGCACCGUGAUGCGCUCGCUCGGACAGAACCCCACCGAGGCCGAGCUGCAGGACAUGAUCAACGAGGUCGAUGCGGACGGCAACGGCACGAUCGACUUCCCCGAGUUCCUCACGAUGAUGGCACGGAAGAUGCGCGACACCGAUAGCGAAGAAGAGAUUAAGGAGGCCUUCAAGGUGUUUGACAAGGAUGGCAACGGUUACAUCAGCGCUGCCGAGUUGCGACACGUCAUGACGAACCUUGGUGAAAAGCUUUCUGAUAACGAGGUGGAUGAGAUGAUCCGGGAAGCGGAUGUGGACGGUGAUGGUCAGAUCAAUUAUGAAGAGUUCGUGAAGAUGAUGCUGUCGAAGUGAUCGGCUAUACGUGUAAUGCUUUCUUUGCCUUCGUUUACUCCGCGUUAUUACUAGC
This is a messenger RNA of Laetiporus sulphureus 93-53, 610 nucleotides long. RefSeq names its product calmodulin. The record is from RefSeq and is a predicted model, not a curated record. NCBI's taxonomy places the organism in Eukaryota, Fungi, Basidiomycota, Agaricomycetes, Polyporales, Laetiporaceae. The transcript has 8 exons. Gene Ontology annotation, molecular function: enzyme regulator activity; calcium ion binding. The coding region runs from base 106 to 555 and encodes 149 amino acids.